AUGGCCAGAAGCUUCGUAUGCCACGUCUCCGACUCAAUCACAACUCUCUUGUUCCGCAGUCUGUCCUUUGUUUAUUGUAUGCCUGAGUUCAAGAUCUCCGCUGCUUUAGAGGGCCACGGCGAUGAUGUCCGUGCCGUGGCCUUUCCCAACUCUAAAGCUGUUUUUUCCGCUUCGCGAGAUGCGACCGUCCGGCUCUGGAAGCUUGUAUCGAGCCCGCCUCCAACAUUCGACUACACCAUCAUCUGUCACGGUUCCGCAUUCAUCAAUGCGCUGGCAUAUUACCCUCCCACCCCAGAUUUCCCCGAAGGAUUAGUGUUUUCUGGAGGUCAAGACACUAUCAUAGAGGCAAGGCAGCCCGGUAAGACCUCGAAUGACAAUGCGGAUGCUAUGCUACUGGGCCAUGCGCAUACGGUCUGUUCAUUGGACGUCUGCCCGGAAGGGGAAUGGAUUGUCAGUGGGAGCUGGGAUUCCACUGCCCGUCUAUGGAGGAUUGGAAAAUGGGAGUCUGAAGUUGUUCUGGAAGACCAUCAAGGGAGCGUUUGGGCAGUGUUGGCCUACGAUAAGAACACUAUAAUCACAGGUUGCGCGGACAAUAUAAUCCGAAUAUUCAAUUCGUCUGGGAAGCUGCUCAAACGCAUUAAAGAUUCUCGGGACGUUGUUCGGGCUCUGUGCAAACUGCCGCCUACACAUCCCACUGGUGCCAACUUCGUCUCUGCAAGCAACGACGGGGUGAUCCGCCUAUUCACGCUGCAAGGAGAUCUUGUUGGUGAACUUCACGGUCACGAGAGCUUCAUCUAUUCACUGGCCGUUUUACCAACGGGUGAGCUGGUCAGCUCCGGGGAGGAUCGAACAGUACGAAUCUGGAACGAAACGCAGUGCGUACAAACUAUCACCCACCCUGCGAUUUCUGUCUGGGGUGUCGCUGUCUGUCCAGAGAACGGCGAUAUCGUUACAGGGGCAAGCGAUAGAGUUACGCGAGUUUUCACUCGGGCUCCCGAAAGACAAGCGAGCGCGGAGGUGCUGCAACAGUUUGAAACGGCUGUCAGGGAGUCGGCAAUCCCCGCGCAGCAGGUCGGAAAAAUUAACAAAGAGAAGUUGCCUGGCCCCGAGUUCUUGCAGCAGAAAUCCGGCACCAAGGACGGUCAAGUGCAGAUGAUCCGCGAAGCGAACGGCAGUGUUACCGCUCAUACAUGGUCAGCUGCGUUGGGGAGAUGGGAAUCGGUCGGCACUGUUGUGGAUUCUGCCGGUAGCAGCGGAAGGAAGACUGAAUAUCUGGGUCAGGAUUAUGACUUUGUUUUUGAUGUUGACGUUGAGGACGGCAAGCCCCCUCUUAAACUACCCUACAAUCUUUCGCAGAAUCCAUAUGAAGCAGCGACCAAGUUCAUCGGUGACAACGAGUUACCAAUGAGUUACCUUGAUCAAGUCGCUCAGUUCAUCGUUCAAAACACCCAAGGCGCGACUAUCGGACAGCCCAGCCAGGAGACUGCAGGUGGUCCCGAUCCAUGGGGUCAAGAUAGGCGCUAUCGACCUGGGGAUGCCCCUGCUCAGUCAACAGCUAUCCCUGAGUCGCGGCCAAAAGUACUUCCACAAAAGACCUAUCUAUCAAUCAAGUCUGCCAAUCUCAAAGUGAUCUCAAAGAAGUUGAACGAGCUCAAUGGCAAGCUUGUCUCGGAAGGUUCAAAGGAUCUGUCUCUGAGUCCUUCGGAGUUGGAGACGAUAGUAUCGCUGUGCAAUGAGUUGGAAGCCUCGAACACUUUGAAAGGCCCCUCGGCCGUGGAAGCGGUCGUGAUUUUGCUCUUUAAAGUCGCGACAGUGUGGCCAGCAGCGAAUAGGCUGCCUGGUCUUGACCUCCUGCGCUUAUUUGCUGCCGCCACUCCUGUAACAGCCACGGCAGACUAUAAUGGUAAAGACUUGGUCUCCGGAAUUAUCGAGAGCGGAGUAUUCGACGCCCCAGUCAAUGUCAACAACGCCAUGCUUUCAGUCCGAAUGUUCGCUAACCUCUUCGAGACCGAUGCUGGCCGCCGUCUCAUCAUUGACCGCUUCGAUCAAGUCAUCGCCGCUAUUAGGACAUGCCUAACAAACAGUGGGUCUUCGGUGAACCGCAACCUCACGAUUGCAGUGGCGACUCUCUAUAUCAACAUCGCAGUAUUUUCGACGUCGGAAGCGAGGAAUCUCAGCAUCGAGUCGAACCAACGGGGUCUGAUACUUCUAGAAGAACUUACGGGGAUGCUCCGCAAUGAAAAGGACUCGGAGGCAGUAUAUCGCAGUCUUGUUGCUUUGGGGACUUUGGUCAAGGAACUGGUGAGCGAAGUGAAAGCGGCUGCGAAAGAAGUGUACGAUCUUGGUGCCAUUCUGCAGGCUAUAUCGAGCUCUAAUCUCGGAAAGGAGCCAAGAAUCAAAGGUAUUGUCGCAGAGAUUAAGGACUCUCUGCCGUGA
This is a messenger RNA of Aspergillus nidulans FGSC A4, 2436 nucleotides long. Its product is annotated as WD repeat PLAP family protein. Bases 1 to 2436 code for a protein of 811 amino acids. The transcript is spliced from 4 exons. Gene Ontology annotation, cellular component: cytoplasm. Lineage: Eukaryota; Fungi; Ascomycota; Eurotiomycetes; Eurotiales; Aspergillaceae. The record is from RefSeq and is a predicted model, not a curated record.